Scheffersomyces coipomensis is the source of this 1680-nucleotide messenger RNA. RefSeq lists its product as uncharacterized. The record is from RefSeq and is a predicted model, not a curated record. The transcript is spliced from 2 exons. Gene Ontology annotation, molecular function: monoatomic cation transmembrane transporter activity. Gene Ontology annotation, biological process: monoatomic cation transport; transmembrane transport; intracellular calcium ion homeostasis. Gene Ontology annotation, cellular component: membrane. The coding region runs from base 1 to 1680 and encodes 559 amino acids. NCBI's taxonomy places the organism in Eukaryota, Fungi, Ascomycota, Pichiomycetes, Serinales, Debaryomycetaceae.
AUGAAAAUAGGCUUAAAAUUAUGGGGUUUAAUCUCGCUUAUCAUUGUAUUGAUUCAACCAUCAUUAUCCAGUAGUUUAUCAUCAUCCUCAAGUAGUAGUAAUACCCUCAACCAACAAUGUCAUAUCCCUUCGAAGCAAACUCAAUAUUCCACCUCUUGUGAAUAUAUCAAAGAUAAUUGUGAUUCAAAUUACUUUCUCAUAUCAACUUUCUACUAUUGUUCCCAAUACUCUCACUCCAUACCUUAUCUUUUACUAGUAUCAGCCCUUAUUAUGAUAGGUUUAACUAUCAUUCUUAUAUCAUUAAGUAUCUUGGUAUCCAAUUAUCUUUUCAAAAAUUUAAAUGAUUUAACCAAACGAUUACAUAUCAAUAAUCAAAUUUUAGGAUUCAUGUUAGUCCCCCUCACCAAUACAUUCCCUGAUUUAAUCAAUUAUAAUAUCGCUUUGAAUGUUGGAUCUUCAGAUUUGGUCAUUGGACAAUUGGUGGGUUCGAUAUUUAUCACAUUCACUAUCAUUGUGGGAUUGAUUUGUAUUAUGAAUGGUCCAUUCCUAGUCAUUCAUAAACGUAUGAUGUCGAUUGAUUUCAUUUGGGUAUUGAUUAUCCUUGUGAUUUUCUUUCAUAUCAUGUCAGAUGGGAUAAUAACUUUAGUGGAAUCCGUUGUUAUGGUGAUUUGUUAUGGGGCAUAUAUCAUAUUCUUAUGUUAUUUCGAUAAAGAAAAAUUAUCAAAUGAUGAUGAACAUCAAGCAUUAUUAAUUUAUCAUACUGAUCAUAAUAAUAUUCAACAACAGUAUCUUCAUGAACAGUUCAAUAUCGAAGAUGCAUUAAGUAUCUUAUCAAACGAAGAACAUCAAUUAAGUAAUCCGUCCACCAGAUCAUCCAGUCCAAUCUUACUCGAACCUGAAUCCCCAUCUGAAAAUUCCAUCUCAAUCUCACAAUACAUUGUAAAUAGCAUCGAUAUGAUGUUUUGUAUAUUAGUCCCAUUAACCUUGCAUGAUGAAGAGUUUAAUGAGACUCAUUGGAAAUUCAAACUUUAUCAAUGGAAACCAUUCCAUUAUUGGUUUUAUGUUGAAAUCCCCAUCCUUUUAAAUUAUCAAUUUUUAAAAUUAGAUUGGAUAACUUUCAUCCCCUAUUUAAUCAUCACUAGUAUAUGUCUACAUUUAAUAUCAACGUUCAUCCUUUCAAGUUAUCCCAAUUUACGUCAUUGUCUCAUCAAUAUCAUGGGAAUUAUCAUCUCAUUAAUCAUAUUAUCAGAAUUCACGGUCGAGAUAUUAAAAAUAUUAAAGAAUUUCGGUCUCAUUUGGAGAAUUUCAGAUUAUUUAUUAGGGUUAUUAGUAUUUUCCAUAAGUAAUUCUAUAAAUGAUUUAAUUACAAAUUUAACUAUCUCCACUAAGAUAAAUCCUAUCUUGGGGAUAAAUGCAUGUUUAGGAUCACCAUUAAUUGUGAUUUUAUUAGGGAUUGGAUUCAAUGGAUGUUUAGUGAUUGGGAAAUCGAUCACUCAUGAGCCUAUAAGAUUCAACUUAAGUAUAAAUGUGGUAGUCAGUACCGUGGCAUUAAUCAUUACGGUGAUGUUUUAUUUGAUUUAUAUUCCUUUGAAUCAUUGGGUGUUUGAUAGACGGGCAGGGAUAAUUUUACUUAUUUGGUAUGUAUUUAUAACGGGAUUGAAUUGUUAUUUAGAGAAAUGA